CCAGAUAGCAUUUUUUAUCGCCUGGUGGAUCGCCACAUGGCUCUUCGCCUGGUGGAUCCCUGUGUUUCCUCGCCGUCCAUCCCGCGGACUCCACGUCGGGUGCUUUGGCCACACGCGUCGGCCAGCGCUGCGCUGGUCAUGAGCUACGGUCAAUCUCGGCGCCUUGGGGCGAGGCCCAUGGGGGCCAUGGCGCCGGCCUGGGAAGCUUCGAUCCGUUUGGUGGACGAAGUGAACAAGCUUCGAUACAGCUACCCGCAGGAGGAGCUCUUGAAGUUGCUGAACUCUUUGACCGCGCCGCGCAAGGUGUAUAGAUCCUACAUUCCACCUGCAGGAAGCGAGCGGUUGUUCCUCUACGAUUCCAAUGGCGUGCCCAACCCGGGUGCCCCAGUGGUGCCCUGCGUCAACUGGCAUACAGCAAACUUGAAACAAAAACAGGACAUCUUGGAGGAAGCUUUGUCUCAGCUGAAGAAGAAUGGCUUUGUGGUCUUAGAAAGUUUGCUCUCACCUGAAAGGCUCCAGGCCUUGCUUGAAGACUUUCGCCGGCAGCGGCAAAACCUGCCCGUGGGUGUCACUUUCAGCCGCAUGCGAGCACAGCGGGAUAUGACCAUCCCUCCCUUCAACAAGAUGUGGGCAAGUGACGACAUCAUUUGCCAUCCUUUGAUCCUAGCGCUUUUGGCACGAUAUCUGCGAAACAGCACGAACACGAGUGAGGAGAAGGCAGCUGAAAUGUCAUUUGCGCACUGGCUCGGUUCUGGCGGAGAUAUCGAAGAGUUCACCUCCGGGCGUUUGAGUGCUGGAUAUCCCGAGUUAGAUUUGCUCGUGGUCGUGGACACACCACCAGGGGCACCGGCCCAAACACGGCAUCGUGAUACGAUCCUUCCUGGUCCCUGUGCUUCACUGGGAGUUCACAUACCUCUCACACCCAUGCAGGCCACCCCGCUGAACGGUGCCAUCGGCUUCUUCCCUUCAUCUCAUCUCCUCACAGGUGAUCUGAGUGGCUCCAAGCCUCAGGAGAUGGUGGGCACCUCAGCGCCGGGCUCAGUGAUCCUCUACGACUCCUUCACGGAACACCGGGGCUUGGAGAAUGAGAGCUCUGAUGCUCGGGCAGCUCUUUUCGCUUGGUUCCGCGUACCUGGGGUCUACACCGGGCAUACCGAGGAGAACUUUGGCCCAGAGGGUUUGCAACGUGCCAACGAGUUCCGAGAUUACGUUCGACCACGCCUGUUGGCAGUGGAAUCCGAACAGCGCAGCCUUUGCCCGGGUCUUGGAGCCGAAGAGGCCUGGGGCUUUCGCCGGGGAAGCAAACUAGUGCCCUGGACACGAUCCUGGGGUGAGGAGAACGUUUGCUUCCAAUGCAACCGCACAACCUUACAGGGUGCGAGCGCCUCGCGCCCCGGUUCGGCACGAAACGAGUGGUAUUGCGAGAAAUGCUGGGCUAAAUCCGGUGGCAUGCCAACACCUUGGCCUGGGAAUCUCACUGACCCAUGGGAACAGCCAGAUCGCGUGAGUGAGGAGAGGUUGAAAGAAUUGCAAGGACAAGGCCUCAACAUCACGCCCGGCAAGGGCCGUCACAAACUCACUCUCCUCCGUGAGAGAGGCUACUUCAUUCCGGUUGACCCUCAAAACGACUGGCUGGACAGAGUCAGCAAUGAUCCUCAGCCUUCUGGGUGGAAGGAUGCGAUGAAGAAGGCCCUCGGCGAAGUUCCACGUUUCGAUGGAUUCUGAUCAGGAUCAGCCGGCAUCGGCAGUCAUACCUCAUCAUACCUCGGUAUUUGGCCUCCAGAUGGCAUCGAAGACGCGUUCUUCAUGUCUUUAAUUCCAUGGUAAGCUAGCUGCUGUCCCUGACGGAGAGCCAACUGAUGUCAGAUGCCGCUGAUUGUGAAACCAGCCUCUAUUGCAGCAGCAGUCGUCACCGACUGUACAACUGCAAGUUCGCGCAAGAAGAGAAAGAAAAUAGUUCACUCCGAUUGCUGUCAAACAUGUGUUUUUAAACCGCCAAUUGUCUCACCCA
Durusdinium trenchii is the source of this 2011-nucleotide messenger RNA. NCBI's taxonomy places the organism in Eukaryota, Dinophyceae, Suessiales, Symbiodiniaceae. The record is from the annotation of a GenBank genome assembly.